Rhododendron vialii is the source of this 1685-nucleotide messenger RNA. RefSeq names its product UDP-glycosyltransferase 87A1-like. NCBI's taxonomy places the organism in Eukaryota, Viridiplantae, Streptophyta, Magnoliopsida, Ericales, Ericaceae. Gene Ontology annotation, molecular function: UDP-glycosyltransferase activity. The record is from RefSeq and is a predicted model, not a curated record. The transcript is spliced from 3 exons. Bases 143 to 1552 code for a protein of 469 amino acids.
CCCGUUAUUCAACUAAAGCCCUCUGCUUUGCCACCUCGGUACGCUGUAUCAUCUUCUUCCCCCCUCUCUCCCUCUCUCUCUCUCUCUCUCCAUUUCCGGAAUCAUCGUCCAGUUAACUCCACACUCUUUCGUAUAUAUAAAAAUGGGAUCCAUAAACAACCAUCCAACCACAAUAUGCCACGUGGUGGCGAUGCCUUACCCCGGUAGGGGCCACAUCAACCCCAUGAUGAGCUUCUGUAAUCUGCUUGUUUCCAAAAGCGAAGAGAUUCUAAUCACCUUCGUCGUGACGGAGGAGUGGCUCGGCUUCCUCGGCUCCGAGCCCAAGCCGGCCAACAUCCGCUUCGCCACCAUCCCCAACGUAAUCCCGUCGGAGAUAGGUCGGGCCGCCGAUUUUCCCAGCUUUCUGAAAGCUACUCUGACCAAGCUGGAAGACCCCUUCGAGCGGCUUCUGGAUCGGCUUGAGGCGCCGAAGCCGAACGUCAUAAUCCAUGAUACUUUCAUGAAGUGGGUGCUGGGCGUGGGGAGUCGAAGGAAUAUUCCGGUGGCUUCGUUUUGGACCCAGCCGAUGUCGGUGUUCGCAGUGUUAUAUCACUUUGAUCUUCUCAAACAAAAUGGCCAAUUCCCUGUCGAUGUUUCAGAACGUGGAAACGAGCUGGUAAACUGCAUACCGGGAAUUCCACCAACACGCAUUGCAGAUCUUCCUACAGUAUUCUACGGCGAUGGACGUAACGUUGUGGAUAUAACUAGUGAAGCUGUUUCACAAGUCCCAAAAGCACAGUAUCUUCUACUCACAUCAGCCUACGAGCUCGAAUCCCAGAUUAUCGACACCCUAAAGGAAGCAAUUCCAACCCCAAUAUACUCCAUUGGUCCAUCAAUACCAUACUUCAGACUCGGGGACAAAUCGUCUACUAUAUCUAUUGAUUCCCGGAACGAUGAAGGAUGCUAUCAGCAAUGGCUGGAUUCUCAGCCCAAAUCCUCUGUUUUGUACAUUUCUCAGGGUAGUUUCCUUUCUGUUUCCAGAGCCCAAAUGGACGAAAUCAUCGCCGGGGUGGAUAUGAGCGGAGUUCGGUUCUUGUGGGUGGCGCGUGGCGAUGCUUGUCGUAUUAAAGAGGGAUGCGGCGAUUUGUCACACAAGGGGGUGGUGGUGCCGUGGUGUGACCAAUUGAAGGUGUUAUGCCACCCUUCAAUAGGUGGGUUUUGGACUCACUGCGGGUGGAAUUCAACCAAGGAAGGUGUUUUUGCCGGAAUUCCAUUCCUCACUUACCCAAUAUUCUGGGAUCAAAUUCCGAACUCCAAGACUAUUGUGGAUGACUGGAAGAUAGGUUGGAAAGUGCGGCAAGGAAUGGGUGAGGAAGAACACUUGGUUACGAGAGAAGAAAUUGCUGGACUCGUGCAGCGGUUCAUGGAUUUAGAAAGUGAUGAAGGGAAAGAAAUGAGGAGAAGAGCGAAAGAACUUGAGGAGAUUUGCCGAAGAGCAAUUUCCAAAGAGGGUUCAACUGAAACUGCCAUUAAUGCUUUUAUUCAGGACAUUUCGCAACGUCGUGACUGCUAAAACAGAUUUUAUGUUUUGUUGUUCUAAGCGGUUUGAAGCCUUUCGUAAUUGUGUGUAUCAAUCUUAAUGAAAAUUGCAAUUAUGUUAGAAUUUUGUGCAACAAUCUUUACGAAAAUUGCAAAUUAGUUCAAAA